AUGGAUUAUGUCGGGAGCAUCGAACCUUAUGGGCGAGAGCGGGCUAUCCAGGAAUAUAACAGGGGAAUGCCUAUAACAUACAGGGUUAACUUUCCCUUGAGUUCGCCGCUCCCAAAGCUCACUGCGCUCUAUGUCAAUGACAAUAUACUUUGCUUUGCUCACCCAGAUACUCCCGCAUCAAAUGAAUAUUUGACAACAAUAACACUUGGGCACACUUUGUUCAUAAAGUCUGGAGCAAAUUUAAUUUAUCAAAUGCAACACAACAUCUCGGCAACCCAAACAAAUUAUGUUAACAAUGUUGGGAAUGGCUUCGAAACACCGUCUUCGUAUGUUGAUCAAACUACUUUUAAGACAACGCACUAUUAUGCCACUCAUUUUGUGCGGCCAGAAUCAAACAUAAUAAACAGCGUUAAUAGACCACAAUCACAGUUUUACCCUGAAGAAGUUACAUUUUCGGACCCUCCAAGACGAUGGCCAUCACACCAACUGCAACCACAGCAAAUACAAUCGCAGCACGAAGCCAUGACGUGGCCAGGACCAGUAACUGGUGUAGCUGGAAAUUCUUAUCCUAAGGCUCCAUUGUCUGGGACUGAUAUUCCGGAGUUUGAAGAUCCUUCAAUCGUACAAUGUGGAAAAGCAAAAAGAGGAGUUGCUCUUAUUUGGCACGGUCAGAGCUACUCUCGCGGCGAGUGGCCUUGGCUAGUUGCUAUUUAUCAGAAUAAAGACCGAACACUCAGCUUUGUGUGUUCUGGUACUUUGGUUUCGGACAAACAUGUUAUCACAGAUGAUAUAGCAUUGUUCACACUGGAGCAAUCGGUACAAUUUAAUAACAACAUCAAACCAGCUUGCUUAUGGGGUGGCAAUCCCGAUUUAAAUCGAAUUGUCGGCCAAACUGGAGUGGUCACUGGUUGGGGAGACAACGAAAUUGGUAAAGGCGGGCAUGGAGAACCCCGCAUGAUUAGAUUGCCCAUUGUUAGUACCACUGAUUGUCGAGCUUCUAAGCUGGAUUUCCACAAACUCACCUCUGAUACAACUCUGUGUGCAGGUAAUCGCGAUGGAUCAGGGCCUUGCUCUGGCGAUUCUGGCGGUGGCCUUUUCGUUUUGGACGAUGGUCGUUGGAAACUAAGAGGAAUCGUCUCUCUAGCCCUUUCAGCAACUUCGGCUGAUAAGAGGUGCAAUCUCGACGAAUACAUCGUCUUCACGGACGCUGCUAAAUACUUAUCAUGGAUUAAGAAGUACAUGCAGUUCUAA
Molecule: messenger RNA, 1251 nt
Organism: Parnassius apollo (apollo)
Lineage: Eukaryota; Metazoa; Arthropoda; Insecta; Lepidoptera; Papilionidae
Source: the annotation of a GenBank genome assembly